This is a messenger RNA of Pteronotus mesoamericanus, 264 nucleotides long. RefSeq names its product diazepam-binding inhibitor-like 5. The record is from RefSeq and is a predicted model, not a curated record. Lineage: Eukaryota; Metazoa; Chordata; Mammalia; Chiroptera; Mormoopidae. Gene Ontology annotation, biological process: fatty acid metabolic process. The transcript has a single exon. Bases 1 to 264 code for a protein of 87 amino acids. Gene Ontology annotation, molecular function: fatty-acyl-CoA binding. Gene Ontology annotation, cellular component: mitochondrion.
AUGGGCCAAGUGGAGUUUGAGCUGGCCUGCGCUGCUAUAAAGCAGUUGAAGGGGCCUGUGAGUGAUCAUGAGAAGCUCUUGGUGUACAGCUUCUACAAACAAGCCACCAAAGGCGACUGCGACAUCCCUGCCCCACCUGCCACAGAUGUGAAAGCCAAGGCCAAGUGGGAGGCAUGGAACAAGAAAAAAGGGAUGUCCAAGAUGGAUGCCAUGAGGGUCUACAUUGCUAAAGUAGAAGAACUGAAGAAAAAGGAAAAGGGUUGA